UCAAUAUCUUUAAAUAUAUCUAUUCUCCUUUAAACUUGGCUUUAAGCUGCAAAGCAUGGUCAAACAUUGCAAAUGAUCCAUAUACUAAAACCGAGUGGUUAUUACAACAAUUCGGAAGAGCCCAUGCGUUUUUUCACGGCAUAAGGUUGGGACCGACUUUCAUAAAUAAGAACGUAUGUCAAAGUUUGUUCGCAAAAAAGGCCAUCUUCUCAAGAUAUUUGGUUCAAAAACUUCUCAUGCAUUAUGGAAAAUUUGAUUUAUCUUUAAUUGAUCUUAAGAUCAAAAAUAAUGUUAAUCAAUCCGGUGCUGGCUUGGAACUAAAAAAAUACAUAAAUCCAUGGGCAGGAAAUUUGCCUUUAGAAGUAUUUUUAUAUUUACUCAAAGAAGGAAAAGCUCAAUUCGGAGAACAAUGUCACGAAAAGGGGAAUGACAUGGAAUUGUUUCAUUUUCUUUCAGCAGGUCCUCAU
Messenger RNA from Funneliformis mosseae, 467 nucleotides. NCBI's taxonomy places the organism in Eukaryota, Fungi, Glomeromycota, Glomeromycetes, Glomerales, Glomeraceae. The record is from the annotation of a GenBank genome assembly.